CAGCUCGACUUGCACCUGACAGGCCUUGGGACCACAGGGAAGGCCAUGGAGGCUUCAGAAAGCUCCUCCCAGACUCAAGACCACAGUCGAGUCCACAGAGAAACAGAAGAUCUAGACCGUGGAGAGACGGAUUUCCACAAGCAAGACAGGGAGGCCGGACUCUUUUCUCAAGAACAACAUGAGAGAAACAAGUCUUCUUCCUCCUCCUCUUCCUCCUCCUCCUCUUCCUCCUCCUCCUCUUCCUCCUCCUCUACCUCAGAGAGCAAUGAUGAAGACCAGCACUCCAGAGAAGCCAGAAAACGUCGUCGGAAGAGCCAGGGGGCUGGACACGCCCACAGGGGUAGCUCACCUGGUGCUGAGCAUGGGGAGCCUGACAUUUUGAAGGACGAGCUUCAACUCUAUGGAGGUACCUCUGGGGAAUUGAUGCCCUCUGGAGAAUCAGGACUCCGAAGGAGAGACUCAGACCUAGCAAGUGGAGAAGUGGAGUCCUCUCAGUUAAGAAGACUGAAUAUAAAGAAAGACGAUGAGUUUUUCCACUUCGUCCUCCUGUGCUUUGCCAUCGGGGCCUUGCUGGUGUGCUAUCACUAUUAUGCAGACUGGUUCAUGUCCCUUGGGGUCGGCCUGCUCACCUUUGCCUCCCUGGAGACCGUCGGCAUCUACUUCGGUUUGGUGUACCGGAUCCACAGCGUCCUGCACGGCUUCAUCCCCCUCUUCCAGAAGUUCAGGCUGAUGGGGUUCAGGAAGACUGACUGAGGCCAGUGCCAGGCGGGCAGCCAAGCCAGGCCCCAGUGUGACCAACACGACAUCCUCUGAGCACAGAGCAACAUUCUGGGAGACACACAGGCAGGCCAGGCUCGGGCCAUAAAGAGAGCAAUUUUCCUUCUAUGUGAUCUGAACGUUGGCACCAGCCCGGGCUGAGGUAUCAUUCAGGCAGCAUUGGCAUGCAAUCCAGCUGCCAGGGUGGAAGGCAGAGGGAGGAAGCAGGGACUGCGCCCUUCGUGGUACCUGGAUUGGCAGGAAGAUUCUGGGUCAUCACUGCUCUCAGGAGACAGUAGGAGAACCCUGGGCCCUGCAGGCUGUCAUAUAUCUGGGUUCCUGGUUUCUCUCAAAUCCCCACGCUGUCCUGGUAUGCUCUCAGGUCCUACAGAGCCAUCCCAGGACACACAGACAGUUCAUUACCCUGAGGCAGGGAGCCACCAUAUCAAGCUCCCCGGGGUGAACCUGAUGUGGGUGAGAUGUUGGGGACGAAAGCCACAGCAUUUAGGCUCCAUCACCUAGUGCCAGCCCUGCAACUCUGUACUCUAUCAAGAUCCAAAUAAACAUUUUCUUCCCUGGACUAAAAAGAGUCAGUGAAAUAUUCCUUUAGGCUUCUUGAGUUCAAGGAUACCUUUGGGGACCUUCUUUGGUCCCAUCUAGUCAGGGUGGGAAACUUGUCCUACAUAAUAAAGUAUAAAAGGAAAUAAAUGUAAAGUAAAGCCCCUCAUUUUAGGUCCAAGACUUCAAUUGCACAGG
Hipposideros armiger (great roundleaf bat) is the source of this 1512-nucleotide messenger RNA. RefSeq names its product transmembrane protein 40 (gene TMEM40). The transcript is spliced from 12 exons. The coding region runs from base 46 to 753 and encodes 235 amino acids. NCBI's taxonomy places the organism in Eukaryota, Metazoa, Chordata, Mammalia, Chiroptera, Hipposideridae. The record is from RefSeq and is a predicted model, not a curated record.